This is a messenger RNA of Miniopterus natalensis, 2166 nucleotides long. The record is from RefSeq and is a predicted model, not a curated record. NCBI's taxonomy places the organism in Eukaryota, Metazoa, Chordata, Mammalia, Chiroptera, Miniopteridae.
AUGCCGAAAGCCCACAGGCCUUUGCCGCAGCAGAUGGAGAGGCACAAUCAGAUCCCCUCCCCACACUUUUUUUCAUGUCCAAAAAAGGAAAUGAACAACUUCCAGCCAAAGCCACUGCUAAUGAGCACACCAGGGCAAGUGAAGUUUCCCCCCAACUGGCUAAAUUCUCCCCAGCCGGGAGAAAAGAACCCAAUCUACCUCACCAAGAACUUCAACUUGAUGACAAAGAACCCUCAGCCGCCUGGAGAAAACAGGGACCAACCGAGGACAAAGGGGCUCGAGAACAACCUGUACAGCCAGUACGAGGAGAAGGUGCGCCCCUGCAUUGACCUCAUCGACUCCCUGAGGGCCCUGGGCGUGGAGCAGGACCUGGCCCUGCCCGCCAUCGCCGUCAUCGGGGACCAGAGCUCGGGCAAGAGCUCCGUGCUGGAGGCUCUGUCCGGCGUCCCCCUUCCCAGAGGCAGCGGAAUCGUAACCAGAUGUCCGCUGGUGCUAAAGCUGAAAAAGCAGGUCACAGGAGAGUUCCAGUGGACGGGGAAGAUCAGCUACCGGAACACGGAGAUCCUGCUUCAGGACCCCGCCCAGGUGGAGAGGGAGAUAUACAAAGCCCAGAACAUCAUUGCCGGGAAUGGAGUUGGCAUUAGCCACGAGCUCAUCAGCCUGGAUAUCACCUCCCCUGAGGUUCCAGAUCUGACCCUCAUUGAUCUUCCCGGCAUUGCCAGGGUGGCCGUGGGAAAUCAGCCCCAGGACAUUGGACUGCAGAUCAAGAUGCUCAUCAAGAAGUACAUCCAGAGGCAGCAGACCAUCAACUUGGUGGUGGUCCCCUGUAACGUGGACAUCGCCACCACAGAGGCGCUGAGCAUGGCUCACGAGGUGGACCCCGAAGGAGACAGGACCAUAGGGAUCCUGACCAAGCCGGACCUGGUGGACAAGGGUACCGAGAAAAAUGUGGUGAACGUGGUGCAGAACCUCACUUACCGUCUCAAGAAGGGCUACAUGAUAGUGAGGUGCCGGGGCCAGCAGGAGAUCACAAGCCAGCUGAGCCUGGCUGAGGCCACCAAGAAAGAAAUGAUGUUCUUCCAGACCCAUCCAUAUUUCAGAGCCCUCCUGGAGGAAGGAAAGGCCUCCGUGCCCCGCCUGGCGGAAAGACUCACCACCGAGCUCAUCUCGCACAUCAGUAAAUCACUCCCAUUGUUAGAAAAUCAGAUCAGGGAGAGCCACCAGAGCGCCACAGAGGAGCUGCGCCAGUGCGGAGAGAACAUCCCCUGCAACGAAGCCGAUAUGAUGUUCUUCCUGAUCGAGAAAAUUAAAGUGUUUAAUCAGGACAUUGUAAAGUUAGUAGAAGGAGAAGAAGCCGUGAAAGACAAAGAGACCCGCUUAUACAACAAACUCAGGGAGGAGUUUAAAAACUGGGCACUUGUACUUGCAGCCAAAACCCAACAAGUUAGAAGUAUUAUUCAUGAGGAAGUCUCAAAAUACGAAAAGCAGUAUCGCGGCAAAGAGCUCAUCGGGUUUGUCAGCUACAAGACAUUCGAGACCAUAGUGCAGCAAUAUAUCAAACAGCUGGUAGACCCCGCGCUGACCAUGCUCCAGAAGGCCGUUGAAAUUGUCCGGCAAGCUUUCAUUGACACAGCCAAAAAACAUUUUGGUGAUCUCUCCAACCUUCAUCAAACAGCCCGGAACAAGAUUGAAGACAUAAAAACAAAACAAGCAGAAUCUGCAGAAAAUCUGAUCCACCUGCAGUUCAAGAUGGAGCAGCUGGUCUACUGUCAAGACCAGAUUUACAGCGGGAUUCUGCAGAAAGUACGAGAAGAGACGUUAAACCCACCUGAAAACAGUUCACAGACUGCUUCGUUUAAAUUCACGUUUUCAAAGACCCCGUCUUCCGUUUCCUCCAUCACUGAGAUCGGGGUGCACCUGAACGCCUACUUUUCCGAGUUCACCAGUCGUCUCGCCAACCAGAUCCCAUUCAUAAUUCAGUAUUUUAUACUCCAAGAGAACAGCGAUUGCUUGCAGAAAGCCAUGAUGCAGGUACUGCAGGAAAAAGCUCACUAUUCCUGGCUGCUGCAGGAGCAGAGCGAGACGGCCCAGAAGAGGAAUUUCCUUAAGGAGAAGAUCUACCGGCUCACCCUGGCGCGGCAGGCGCUCUGUCAGUUCUCCUCUUAG